This is a messenger RNA of Spea bombifrons (plains spadefoot toad), 1229 nucleotides long. RefSeq names its product phospholipase A2 inhibitor gamma subunit B-like. The transcript is spliced from 5 exons. The record is from RefSeq and is a predicted model, not a curated record. Bases 105 to 890 code for a protein of 261 amino acids. Lineage: Eukaryota; Metazoa; Chordata; Amphibia; Anura; Pelobatidae.
GUGACCUCAUGUAACGUAAUUGCUUGUUGUCCCAGCCAUCUUCAUGCCGGUUCGUCAUUUACUGUGUUCCAGUGACUUCUUUUACGAGACGGCAAAAAAAGUUAAUGGAUAACAAAACUGAUCUUUUCACCUGUUCUGAUUUCAGAAGACUCGUUAUUUUCGUCUUGCUCGUCCACAUGAACCUUUACAACAUGCAUUCGUGUCUGCCCGUGCUGUGUCUCAUCUUAUCUCUGGUGGCUUCAGGGUAUUCUCUGUCCUGUAUAGAAUGCUACAGUAACACUGGCGUUUCAUGCACCGGACCUUCCAAAAUUUGUCAGUCUAACGAUGACGUCUGCAUGUCUGGAAUUUUCUCGCUUGGAGAAAUUGGGUUGUUUGGAAGAUCGUGUGAACAAGAUAAGUCGUCCUGUGGAGUAUCUGGGAGUAUCACACACAAUCAAGGAACUGUUCAGUUGGCCACUGCCUGCUGUAACACGGACAACUGCUCUCCAGCAUCGCUUAAUUUGCCCCCCACCAAUGCUCCAAAGAAUGGAUUCACCUGCUCUGUAUGUAAUGAGGUAGAUGCCGUUAAGUGUACCGCUUUUGUUACUGUGGAAUGCACCGGCCAGGAGAAAAACUGUGCCAAUGUGGUGAUGAAAGCUAACGCGCAAAGUGUUUCUAGUGUUGCUGGUUGUGCCACGGAAUCAAUCUGUACAUUUGGAAAUCAGACUUUCAACAUUGCCGGAGUAGAUAUGGAUUUAGAAAUCUCCUGUUCCGGGGCCAUAAGUCCCACGGGCAUCCCAGCAACCACGUCAACGAGCGUCAUUGGCGCCAAACUCCCCUGCAGACCUUGGUCCAUGAUCCUUGCUGUCUAUUUCAUGAUGAAAAUCACAGUCUAUGCUUCGACUUUUUGAACUUCACGAGACACCCAAGUGGACCGAGUUCCAUGAAACAUUCUAUACUAUUGACAUUGAUUUAAUGAAAUUGUCUCUGGGUUUCUUACCACCAACUUUGCUUCAAGAACAGUCAGUGCUGUUUCGGGCGCUGGAGAAACACUCCGCAUACCGGCUUUCAAAGUACAGCUUACAACUCAACACGUUCAUCAGACAAGAAGUGUUUGCCAACCAGACAGAACUAUCACAGAAUAUACUCACUUUAAUCUAAUCGCAUGAACCAAAUGUAGAAUCUUACAAAUAAAUGUCCCUUUUUUGUUAGUGUAUCAAAUCUCACAAUAAAAAUGUUUUAUUGUCUUA